UUGACUUGGUGUGGUUGGUGCAUCGGACAACAAUACAUAUAUAAGUAGAAAACAAUAUAUAUAAGUAGAAAACCAUAUACAUAAAGAAAGAACAAUAAGUUAAUGGGCAAGAUGAAUCGUGUCUGUGAUAAGGUCCUCAGGAAACAUCAAGGUGAGUAAAUUCAGGCAAAAACCUGCUUUCACCAAUGUUAUUGAUCAGAUAAAAUGGCCAUUGUUUCAGUUUGUAGCUCAAUCCCGACAAACUGAUGAUAGUGACUUUCUCAUUUGCAGGUGAACCCUGUGAGGAGGUUGGCAGGUUGAGAGGAAGGAAAAGGAAAGAAAGAGAUGAUGAAGAGGGAAAACCAGAAAAGAGGAAGAGACGACGUGUCCUUGACUCGAAUGAACACGACUCAGCGGAGGCUGAUAUGAUUCGAAUAAGCAGGAAGAGAAACUUCUCUGCUGAUGGCGGGGAAGUGAGAGAGAAAAAGAGGAGGGUUGUUGAGAUGAAGACCCUGGAUGCCUCAGGAGACAACCCAAUAGGUGAACCCUGUGAGGAGGUUGGCAGGGUGAGAGGAAGGAAAAGGAAAGAAAGAGAUGAUGAAGAGGGAAAACCAGAAAAGAGGAAGAGACGACGUGUCCUUGACUCGAAUGAACACGACUCAGCGGAGGCUGAUAUGAUUCGAAUAAGCAGGAAGAGAAACUUCUCUGCUGAUGGCGGGGAAGUGAGAGAGAAAAAGAGGAGGGUUGUUGAGAUGAAGACCCUGGAUGCCUCAGGAGACAACCCAAUAGUUGACCUUGAGGCCAAAUACUUUGUGCUGGGUCAGCUUGGUGGAGGAGGCUGUGGAUCAGUGUUCGCUGGCUUCCGCAGAGAAGAUCUUGUUCCGGUGGCGAUCAAGCACAUACCGAAGGAAAAUCUUUACUGCAAACAAGUGUGCCUGAAUGGAAAGAAGUUCCCUACAGAGGUGGCCAUAAUGCUGAAACUGACAGCAAAGAAAAAUGACUCUGUGGGGACGUCAGCACCAGUAUCAAUACUGGACUGGUAUGACCUGGGCCAUGAGUUGAUCGUGGUGAUGGAGAGACCUGUCCCUGCCAUUGACCUCUCCACAUAUAUAAAGCUCAAAAGAGGCUCUCUACAGGAGGGGGAUGCCAAGAACAUAAUGAAGCAGCUGGUGGACGCAGCCAUUGGGCUGGAGAAGAACGGAGUCUUUCACCGGGACAUCAAACCUGAAAAUAUCCUGAUUGAGAUUGGCCAAAGUGUCCCACGGGUUCGCGUCAUUGAUUUUGGGCUGAGCUGUCUCGCGAAGAAAGGCUCAUUUUACAGCGUAUUCUUUGGCACUGAAAAGUACGCCCCUCCAGAGUAUUGCAGCUCUUCUGUCUACAGGGCUGGUCCAAGCACAGUGUGGCAGCUUGGCACAGUCCUGUAUGAGAUGCUCCACAAUCAGGGAUUCAUGACCAAACGCUUCCUCAGUAAAAAACUGAAAAUCAGCAGCGGACUGGGCAAAAACCUCAAGGAUUUCCUCCAGCUGUGUUUGGAGAAGGACCCUAAGCUGCGUCCCACCCUGACAGAGCUGCAGCUUCACCCGUGGCUGAAAUGAACACCGCCUCCUGACCCUGACCCCAUCACCAUCCCUGGCCAUAACCCCUCACCCUCAUCUACCCCUAACGCUGCCUCCAGAGAUGUCAUCAUAUUCAAUCAAAAACAGCAAACUGAUUGUGGUCUCUGCAGCUUCGAUGACCACUCAAAGCGCUUUACAGUACAGUUUGCCAUUCACCCAUUCACACUCUUCUGUGACGACCCCUUCCACCCUCACCUGGACACUAGGUGUCCCUGUUGUUCUUUCCCCUGAGCUGUAGGUGGAGGUGCCGUCAGCGUUAAUCAGUGCACACCUCGGCCAGGUGUGCUCUGCCCUUUAAAAGGCUUCGCCACGUUGAUGCCUUGUCUCUUGGUGGUAACGUUUCAUGGUUAUAUUUGUAUCAAUAGAAAAUAGCAAAUAGCAGCUAUUUGAGAACCCAUGGGUGUUGUGGUAUUACUUGUAAGCACCGGAAAGUGCACGUUUGACCAACACACUUAGUGUGAAGUUAAAGGCACAGUAUGUCACUGUUAUUUCAAGGACAUUAUCAAAAUAGUAAUAUGCACCUUCAUAGGCAGGUGCAAAACGCACGUACACUCUGCUUGUUUCAUACAGAGACAGGCUGCUCACGCACUGUCUGUUUAAGAUGUGUUUCUGUAAUGUUUCAAAGUUUCUUUCUUACUUUCAGACUUUUAAAAAAGUCAACAGAAAACAUAUCCCAGGAAAGACAAACUCAAAUAGCAUUUUUCAUCCUGAUAUUUCUUCAAAUAGAUGCGUCAGUGAGAUUAUAUGAAAUCGAUAAAACCUGCUGUUUGAAAGAGGGACUGAGAUUUUUCAACAUUUUCAAAGUUUGUUCACACAUAUUGUCGGCGUAAUGUUUACCCCUUAUCUGUAUUCUCAAGAUUGUACACUGUUGUUAUAGUGUGAAGAAUCAGUUUACACUUCCACAUCAGCAGCAUGAGUUUUUUCAGCUGGAGUUGUUGUUUUUUCUCAGUAAAGUUAAGACAUGGAGCCUUCAA
Molecule: messenger RNA, 2569 nt
Organism: Hippoglossus stenolepis (Pacific halibut)
Lineage: Eukaryota; Metazoa; Chordata; Actinopteri; Pleuronectiformes; Pleuronectidae
Product: serine/threonine-protein kinase pim-1
Exons: 8
Coding region: 246-1574 (442 amino acids)
Biological process (GO): negative regulation of apoptotic process; regulation of mitotic cell cycle; protein autophosphorylation
Cellular component (GO): cytoplasm
Molecular function (GO): ATP binding; protein serine/threonine kinase activity
Source: RefSeq, a predicted model, not a curated record